This is a messenger RNA of Patella vulgata (common limpet), 4530 nucleotides long. Its product is annotated as meteorin-like protein. The record is from RefSeq and is a predicted model, not a curated record. NCBI's taxonomy places the organism in Eukaryota, Metazoa, Mollusca, Gastropoda, Patellidae. Bases 739 to 1674 code for a protein of 311 amino acids. Gene Ontology annotation, molecular function: hormone activity. The transcript has 4 exons.
UGAUCGUCUACACUCCAGUGUGUCUCUUAUCGACGGUAUGAAUUGACGCGUGGAGCUUGUUUGUGAAUAUAACGGAUAUUAAUUAUAUAUAUUGAUAAUAAAAUACAAGGCACUGGAAGGGAAUGGCAUGUGUGACGUAAGGUGUUUUGUGAAUUCAGCAGUUAGAUUCUGAACGUGCAAGCUUUUAUGUAAAUCAACAGGUUGCUGAAAAGAAGGAAAAAAGUCUUGAGUUGAGCUGAACGAGUCGGCUGUAGCUGUUUGAUUUCGUGUCAUUCGGAGUCUAUUUUUGGAGUCUGGCGCUGUCGUAUUCCGGGACUUUAAUUCGAGAAAAGAUUACUUAGUUGAAAAAAAAAAGGUUUAGAGGCAAAGAAAUAUCUGGCAUUUGUAAAUACGUUAUGUUUUAGUGGCAGUGUAAUCUGUUACUGCAGUUUUUGAAAACUGAACGUGAAAACACUAUUUAUAUUUUUGUCAUAUAAAUGUGUUUAAAUACUGCUGACUAAACAUAUCACAAUUGUUAUUUUGAAUAUAACAAUAUAAUAAACAUAUGGUUUCAAAUACAAGUAUGUCGGCUAUUUUUAAAACUAUGUGAAGUUCGCAGUUUAUAAAGUAAUCUGUAUUUGCUUUGUAGAAGGACGAUGUAGAUUUGCUGAUGAUGUGUAACAGUCAACUUGCUGUCGAACUUCAGUCAUUUUUUAUUCAUCAUUAUGGAUUAUAAUACAUACCUUUUACCUGGAUAAAAUGGAUAUAUCUCGAAUUUUAUACACCCUGAUGUGUGUUUUAGGGGCUACCUGGACGCAGGCUGUUACAGUGUGUGAUCAGUGUGACUGCACUUUGAGUGAGAACACAGAUGACGAGAAAGGUAACGCAAUUGUAAAACCUCGUUGUUCGGAAGGACGUAUAACAUGGAUGAAUCCCCAUGGUGCCAUGCGACUGGAACUGGAUCCGGGUAUUUUUACAGAUUUUCGAGCGUGUGUGAUAGUUAAAAGUGAUAAUACAAAAACAAAAGUUUCAAAGGAGGUACAAAAUACAAUAAAUAAAAACCAUCGGACUAAAUAUUUAGAAAAUGAAGUGAAAUUAGAACCCUGGUUUACUGUGAUAGAUCGUAGCCGUGAAUAUUGUGUCCGAUCAACGGACAAGCAACCAGUGUUAUUAUAUGUAGAAACAGAAACAACUACGAAUAGUACGGGUUUACCUAAAGUUACCGUUCUUUAUGAUAUAGAAAAAUACAGCCCGUUGCAAGAAGAUCCAAUGGAAGAAUGUCGACCAUGUGAUAAAGAAGAACUUAUUAAUGCUUUUUGUACGAGUGAUUUUGUGAUUGUGGGUCGUAUUGCCGAUGUAUUAAAUCAUCCCGAUGAAGAUAGAACAAGUAUUGGUGUAGAAGUUGAUCAGCUAAUUCAACAAUCUACGGAACAGUUUACUCGCAUCAAGAGAACUCCUACUACACUAAUUGAUGAUCACAUCAUACAUCCGGGCUACCGUUCAGAUAGUCUGCUCUAUGGACAAAUCUUUGCGCCUGGAAAAUGCGGUAUCCAGCGCGGAGAGGGUACGUUUUUGUUUACCGGACGUGUACGAUUAGGGGAACCGAAAUUACGUUGUGCGCCUUUUUAUGAAGACUGGCGGAAAAUAUUAGAGACUGCUACUAAAGAUGGAACAAUGGAAUGUACAUUUGAUUGAAACUUUAAAGAGCUUGUCAAUAUAUGCAUAUUACAGUAAUCUGGGCAGCAAAGCAGAAACAUAGUUUAGUUAUAUAAGUACUAUGAAAAUAAUUUACGCUUUCGUGCAUAAUUAUAUCAAUGAUUCUGUAAGAUAGUAGAUAUUAUAGCACAUAAUGGUUGCGUAAUACUAAUGUCGGUAAAGACAAUAAAAGUAUAGAUGAACCUUACUGUAUAUUAUUUUGUACAUUACUUAUUUCAUCGUUCUAAAUGCUGCCUUUAACUAUUGGAAUUAUAGACAUUGGCGUUCUCAAGACUGUGAUUUUGUGUUCAUUCACUCAGUGUUUUGUGUUGAGGGUAAACAGAAUACUCUAAGUUGUGCAUAGCGACAAUUUUUAAAGGGAUGUGACUAUCGAUUAUUUUAUCGGUUGAAAUCGAUCGAUAAUCGAUUAUCAUAUAAAUUUAAGUUUGUUAUUAGUGUAUUAGGAUUGUUGUUGUUGUUAUUAUUAUUAGGUUGUGUGAAAUAUUUACGUGUAUUAAAUGACCAAAAACAACCGGGGGAAACUUCUUGACGUAAUACUAAUAACUAUUAUAGGGUAGCCUACGUGGUUUCUCCAGCAAUAUGCUGUAGUGUGUGCAUUUAAUAUAAGUUAAUCAUAGUGCUUUAUUAUCAUCUAUAGUGCUUCAUCGAAAAACAACUUUAGUGACUGGUUAUAUAGUUAGUGAAAUUCAAUAAUGAAUAAGCCAGAGCGAAAGAUAUAGGGCAAAUAUUAUGAAGUGUGCUUGACUAUGUUGAUUAUCAUUUUUAACGAACAUUCCUGUUUCUGUUGAAAUAUAACAAUGACUAUCUGUAAACACGGGAUAUGAUCUCUGAUAUGAACGAAGAAAUAUUCAAAAUAAUCCUUUGUUAUAAUAUAAUUAUAUCAACAAUUAUAUCCUUAUUUUAAACAAUAUGUUCUGUGUGCUUCAUGUAAUAAUGUUAACCAACUUUUGUAAACAUAAUUGUUUUUGUAAAUGCUAAAUAGCUGUCAUUCCUUUGACGAUUGUUUAUCUUAAAUUGAUACACAGAAGACCAAGAAUAGUUAGCUGUGCGAAUUUACGUCUCAGAUGCAGGGUAUACACGUGAUAAAAUUAAAAGUUUAUGUAAUGGCGUCUUUCAAUACCGCAUAUAAGUUUAAUAGCAAAAUUUGCCUAAUUUCUGUGGAUAAGAAAUACCAAAAAAGUAGACCAAUUAGGAUUAUUGUGGCGGUUCAAUCGUUUCUUGACCUGUUGACCUUGAACGUUGAUCAUCAGGGAACUUUUAAGAUCUUCAGUAGGUCCUGCUGGUUCUUUUGAUACCCAUAGUAUUUAUGAACCCCACGGACUAAUGACCCCUUUCCAUGUUAUAUGGUGCACUUUCUAGGUCACCGGAUGUGACUUUCUAGGUCACCGGAUGUGACUUUAUCGGUCACCGGAUGUGACUUUAUCGGUCACCUGGUGUGACUUUCUAGUGGGUCACCCGAUGUGACUCUCUAUGUCACCUGGUGCGACUUUCUGGGUCACCUGGUGUGAUUUUUUGGGUCACCUGAUGUGAUUUACUGUGUCAUGUGUCCUAAUUCCCAUUUAUUUGGCUAAAACGUUUAUUGUACAUUUAAAUUUAGGUUACAGUCGUAAAGGAGGCGUCAUUCCAUGACAGACACACUGCUGGUUAUAUCUUAGUCAUUAUAAGAUUCAUGCUAUAACUGAUCAAUCUAAUCAUUGUAAUUACCAUUUCAUGUUUAUUAUUACCAUACAUGGAACCAAGUUCAGACGUGUCCUACAUACCAAAUCAAAUCCUGCCAUUUAAUAAUAAAAUCGGUUUAUCAAACCACGCCAAUAUAAACAACUUCGUUAGCUCAAUUUAGGAUUUUUUCCAUGAAUCUAAAUAUUAUCUUAAGAAUUAGGAAGCUUAUCUUGUUGCGAGCUUGAUGCUAAAGUAACAGAUAGUUUCCUAAUUGUAUUUCAAUGGUUAUAGAAAAUGUAAACAUAAAACCAUCCAUGUUCAAUUUAUGUCAACAGUUUCGUUAUGUUCUUGUGUUUGUUUCUUGAUAUAUUUGUGAGUCUUGGUUUAACCAGUCUCAAAUAGUAAUAUAUAAAGUACAUGACAACUGGAUGAUAGAAUACAAACCAUCUUGUAAUAACAUGCGAGUCCAACAUUGCGUCAAACAAAAGGUAAAUAUUUAAAACAUCAUUUGAAUUUCUAGGGGGUAAGACAAUAUUCUUGCAUUAGAUUGCUUUGGUAGUCAGAGUUUGUAUCUCCUCCAGUAUCCUGGCUUGGAUAAUCUUGAGUGACCAAUUGAGUUCUGGCGUUAGGUACAAGAGUACAGCACCAAUUUGUAAGCUAUAGGGAUAACUAUAAUUACACAGAGACUGGAUGCCAAAAUGGUAUUAGAUGGCCUUUUAAACCAGUUGGGAAUUUUGUCAAAGAAAUAAGCUCAUAGAUUUCCGGGCGUGAGAUUUCGCUGACUAAAAUUUGAUAGUGAAUUAUUAUUCUCAGCAUAUUAAUUCAUAAACUUCCCAAUGAUCUCAAACUGAUUACAAUUUUAAAAAGUAGAUAAUGGAGCUAUUCAGUUUGGUUAUCGACAUGCCGCUUUCAUCAAUCAUCUAUAGUUCGUUCGCAUGUUAGUAGGACAGUACAUAGGACAUUGUUAUUCAUCACAUUGUUAUGUUAUGGUUUAUCCAAAAGCUCUUGGACCAAAUUUUCGUUAAAUAGAUGGAACGUCUUUUAUUGUAGAUGAAAUGAAUUAUAUUAAAUGAAGUUAAAAUCUGUAUUAUAUUUUUAUAAAUCAAUUGUAUAUUUUGAAUAAACUAUAUUGAACAUUACUCACGUAAAACAGAAUAAAAUUAUUGUGAAAUAUGA